Botrytis cinerea B05.10 is the source of this 1355-nucleotide messenger RNA. It is a transcript of the gene Bcgst9, whose product is annotated as Bcgst9. Lineage: Eukaryota; Fungi; Ascomycota; Leotiomycetes; Helotiales; Sclerotiniaceae. Gene Ontology annotation, molecular function: glutathione transferase activity. The record is from RefSeq and is a predicted model, not a curated record. Bases 574 to 1272 code for a protein of 232 amino acids. Gene Ontology annotation, biological process: glutathione metabolic process. The transcript has 2 exons.
GGGAAUUGCUCGCCUUCAAGACACCUCGACACCUCUUUGCUUUCAACGGGAUUUGGAAAGAUAUAAUGGAAUGUCCACUUGUCGAUUACCAAGAAGAUCCGAUCGAGACCUUUCUACUUCGUGGAAAGCAGUGAUGACGAAUCCGCUGGUCCUUUGAUGCUAAUCCUACUGAAGCUAGGAAACUACGAGACAGAGCACGGCAUGCAGUUGUUCACAUGGACUUGGUCAACCACGCGUAGCUUUACAGGAAUGAAAUUGCAUUUGGAAUUGUGAAUUUGGGGUUCCAAAAGGGCGUGAUUGACAAGAAGGCGUAAUUGACACGAAGGUGUGAUUGACACCUUCAUCGACACAGGUAGGAAUAUGAUGAUGGAUUUGGAAUUACAAUACAAGGUUUGUGCCAAGGGCGGUAGCUCUUGCAAACAUGGUCAUUAUUAACCACUCGUUUGAGCUAUGAGAUAUCCCCAUACUCCUAUGUGGAUACUUGAAUUCUACUACCCCGCGAGAUAUAUAGUUACCAAAGCCGUCCUCUACAUCGAAUAAUCAAGACUAUUUACAUACCUAGAUACAUACGAAAUGCCUCAAACCUCUGUAUACGGCACAGAAAGUGCAGCAAACAAAGCUAUCGGCGGCAUUCCCACUAUCCAUUAUUUCGAUUUCCAAUCCCGAGGUCGAGGCCAAGUAGUUCGGUUGUUCCUCAUUGAUGCAGGAGCUGCAUUCAAGGAUAUUCGGUACACAUUCGAAGAAUGGCCAGAACACAAGAGAAAUGGAAAAGUUGCGGAGAUGAAUCCUACGCGAAAUUUACCUGUGGUUGAGAUGCCGGAAGGGAAAAUCUUGACCCAAAGUUAUGCUAUCGUUAGGCAUUGGUCAAGAUUGCUAGGCGCAUAUGACGGGAAGAAUGAAGAUGAGAAAUAUUGGGCUGAUGCAAUCUGCGAUAUUGUUGUUGAUUGGCGAACCAUUUUCCUUUCCGCUUUUUUCUCUGACAACAAAGAAGAGGAUUAUCCGAAACAUCAACAAGGCAAUCAGAAGAAAUAUCUCAAUGCGAUUGAAACACUUUUAAAGGGCUCGGAGCUGUCAAAAAGGGGUCCUUUUAUAAUUGGCAAAGAAAUCACAUAUGCAGACAUGGCUUUAUACCAAGUACUACAUGAUGAAAGUCUUACCAAAGAUGGACGAAAAGGAUUGAAAGAGUAUCCAAGAUUAGUGCAAUUAGUAGAUGCUGUGGAGGACAGACCAAACAUCAAGAGGUUCUUGAAUAGCGAUGCUUAUCUUGGUUAGAUGUUGAGUAUAUCCAUUUCCGGAUAUGCUUCCUAGCUAGAUUCAAUAAGAAUAACUCUUACAUAAAUUCUCGUGCUUCCACA